Messenger RNA from Penicillium waksmanii, 1131 nucleotides. RefSeq lists its product as uncharacterized. The annotation marks the transcript as partial. The transcript has 3 exons. NCBI's taxonomy places the organism in Eukaryota, Fungi, Ascomycota, Eurotiomycetes, Eurotiales, Aspergillaceae. The record is from RefSeq and is a predicted model, not a curated record.
UCCGCUUACCUUCAUUAUCUGAAGCGCCAAAGAUUCCUCCUGAGUCCCUUUGAUAUAGACGGUCUUUCAUCUGCAGCUAGCGUCAUCGCGGUUAUUCAACUUACGGGAAGUAUUGUGAAAAUUUAUGGAAGCUAUUUACAGGAGGCGAAGGAUGCACAAGAUCAAAUCAUUGCCUUGCAGCGAACGGUUGCAGAUCUUGAAAGCAUUCUCCACAAGUUGAGCGGACUUCUCAAAGAACCUUGUGACGCAAAGCUAGGCACUUCCUCCUCUCUAGUCAACGAUAUUAGUGAUUGUCUGUCGUGCCUUGAUGGCCUGAAAGAGAAGAUUGAUCCAACAAGAGGGGGGGCAAAUGAUAAGAAGACUCGGUAUACAAGCUUUAAAAUGGCCCCUCAGACACAUAGAGGCGCAAUCGGCUUACAUAUAAAUAGUUCCCUUUUAAGCGGUUUGGCUCAGGGAGUAGACCGUCUUGAUCGGAAUUUGAGUCUCAACAAGCUGCCGAUCGUGCAUAGGGCCGAGUUCAACUCAUAUAUCGAUCAACAUAAGGAUAAGUGCCUCCCAGGCACAAGAACUAAGCUUCUCUGCUAUAUCGCAGAAUGGGCGGUAUCACCCCAAGGAAAAUAUAUAUUCUGGCUGAACGAGGCGAAGCUCCUAGGUGCAAGUUUCUUUUUUAAGAGAGGAGAAGGAGAUCGAGGGAAUACCAUGAAGCUCUUUUCAACAAUUACAAGGCAGCUAGUGCUAAGUCUUCCUCAGUUAAUUCUAUUUGUCCAGAAAGCUCUUAACGACGAUCCCAAUGUUGUGGGUAGAUCGUUGAAAGAGCAGUUUGAGAAAUUACUUCUUCAGCCACUGCUAAGCUUAGAAUCAAGCUAUCUUCCGACGUCUACCUUCGUGAUAGUGAUUGACGCAUUGGACGAAUGUAAACGGGAUAAGAAUAUCCGAAUUAUUCUUCAGUUACUACUACAGCUAGGAUUACUUAACGCUAUACGUCUGCGAAUCUUUUUAACAAGCAGGCCUGAAUGGCUGAUCCUCAGAGAAUUCUCUAAAGCCACAAGCGAUGGGCAAGUUAUUUUUGUUCUCAAUAAGAUCGAUAAAUUAGCGAUAGAGCAUGAUAUAUCCUUGUUCUUAAGGCACUGA